AUGUAUAUACUUAUCUACAUCUCCACGAUAUGUAUCUGUCUACACCUCCACUGCCACCCCCCGGAUAAUCUCCGCUACCUCGCGAUCGACCAGCGGUCCCUGGUACUCCCGCCUCCCCCGGACGUAGUACCAGACCACGCUGAAGAUGAUCACCCCGCCCGUCACGACGACGCUGUAGUUCAUCGUCGACGCCGACACGGGUGUCUCGGGCGGCCACACGCUCCAGAAGAUGACGAACAGCAUGUACACGCAUGCGUAGGCGUUGUUGAUGAUGCCCACCACGCCUGGCAGGUGCCACGGCCCCCAGACGAGUUGGCUGGGCGCGAAAGCAACGCGACGCGGUCGUGGAGGGGUGGUGCUGUCGUCUUGCGCGGGCUCCUGCGGAGCGAGCUUCGGCUUUUCCGUCUGGUCGUCCGGGCCAGUCGACUGCGGAGAGUCCGUCUCGUCGCUGACCCUCUCGCCCUCGACGACCGAUCCGCACGGCAGGAUGUACGAGCCGUAGAACCCGGUGAUUGUCAGCGAGAUGACGUCGUUGAACGCCGUCGGCGAGCCGAUGUAGAUCAGCGUCAGCAGGCAGGCGAAGGUGACGACGACGCCAACGGCGAUGAUGGGCACUUGCGUCCGUCGGUCGACCUUUUUCACGAUGGAGGAAAACGGCGUGCCCAUGUCGCGUGCAAAGGCCCACGUCAUGCGCGACGACGAAGUGGUAAUGCCCGUGGCGCAGGCCCAUGUCAGGAUGAGCACGACAGCGCCCAUGACGGUGGCUCCGGGGAUGGAUUUGACGCUGUCUGCGGGGUAUUAGUACGACGACCACGCACCAUCAACAUCCAGUCAUACGAAGGGUUGAGGGGGCGUACUGUAAAAAAUCUGGAUAAAAGGAAAACCCGUCGACGAGUCCAGGACCGACUGCACAUCGCCCAGACAGAACAGCAGCGUCAGCAUCAUGACAAACCCCACCACGCCGUUCAUCAGCAUGCUGAAUGUGAUGACCCGGGGGAUGGUCACGGGCGCAUUGGCAACCUCCUCCGCGAGAUGGACGCUCGCAUCGGCGCCGACAAAGGUCGCGACAUUGCCCAGAAAGCCCACGCAGUACGACAGGCCCUGCGUCGGCCAGCCGCCCUCGUUCAGGCUGCUGGCGAAGACAAAGUGCGCCGAGUUGUGCGGCGAGAAGUACCACAGCACAGUGAUGAUGGCGAUGAAGCCGGCGACGUGGAAGAUGACGGUCAUGAUCUCGAUGCGGGGCAGCGCGCCGGGAAUGACGGUGUUGAUGAAGACGGACACGGCGACGACGAGCCAGGUCAGCAGCGUGCCCUGCCACUGCUUGGGCUCGUAGUCGGGGUAGUCGAGGAUGAGCAGCCCCUGCAGCAUGGUGCCGGCGAAGAUGGACUCGGUGGCCACCGUGGCGACCCAGGCCAGCGAGGUCAGCCAGCCGAUGAUGUAGCUGGCGAAGACGCGGUAGCGCGCGGGCGCGAGCAUGUACACCCAGUAGUACUGGCCGGCAGCGAUGGGGGCCAUGGAUGCCAGCUCGGAGAUGACGGUGUACACCGACAGCGUCGAGCUCCAGGCGAUGAUGAAGCCGUACACCAGCGCGCCGGGCCCGCCGUUGUUGAACCCCUGACUGAACAGCGCCAGCACGGUCUCCCAGGUGAUCAGCUCGCAGACAGCGAAGCCGAACAGCGACCAGAAGCCGAAGCGCCGUUUCAGGACUUGUUUCUUGCCCAGGCGGGCCAGGAUUUUGUCAUCGCUGGACUUGAGAGCCGGCAGGGAAUUGGCGUUCGCGGUGGCAGUGGGCGAGUGAUCUGGAUCCGCCAUGGUGUCUAUUUACAGCAGGAUGCUGGUGGCUAA
This is a messenger RNA of Rasamsonia emersonii CBS 393.64, 1845 nucleotides long. RefSeq lists its product as uncharacterized. NCBI's taxonomy places the organism in Eukaryota, Fungi, Ascomycota, Eurotiomycetes, Eurotiales, Trichocomaceae. Bases 1 to 1845 code for a protein of 614 amino acids. The transcript has 2 exons. The record is from RefSeq and is a predicted model, not a curated record.